This is a messenger RNA of Ceratotherium simum simum (southern white rhinoceros), 3256 nucleotides long. RefSeq names its product zinc finger protein 25 (gene ZNF25). NCBI's taxonomy places the organism in Eukaryota, Metazoa, Chordata, Mammalia, Perissodactyla, Rhinocerotidae. The record is from RefSeq and is a predicted model, not a curated record. Gene Ontology annotation, biological process: regulation of transcription by RNA polymerase II. Gene Ontology annotation, molecular function: DNA-binding transcription factor activity, RNA polymerase II-specific; RNA polymerase II cis-regulatory region sequence-specific DNA binding.
GUAAAGGGGCAGGUGAUCUGGGUACGAUGCAAGAUAUUCAUCUGUGAAAGAAUAACCUUUGGGGUCUUUUUCUGUAUUAAAUAGGGUAGUACCUAUGAAAUAUGAUAAGGACUCAAUAAAGGUGAGCUGCUUUUAUUAUUCCAGGGUAUGCUGUUCUUUUCAUUAUUGGCUCAUUUCAUCAUCUGAAUCAUCAUAUCCAUCCUUUGACUCGGUAUUAACCACCUCCAUUUUAAUAAAUACGAGCACCAAAGGUGCAGAGAGAGAAACUGGUUUACUCAGCAUUAGCAGGUGGGAUUUAACUUCUCACUUGUUUUACCCUGUAGUUCAUACUGUUUCCCACACUACAAUCCACGGUCUUGGGUUGUAUUUCAGUACAGUAAUUGUCCCUGAGCACCACUGGGACGUAAUUGUGGAGUGUAGUCGACCUAAUCUUACCAUGUAGAGCUCUAUUUCCAGAAAUUCUUGAGGCUUCCUCAGAACCCUUGUGUCAAAAGGUUAAGGCCCUUCCUGCAUUCUCUGACCUCUAUUUUCAGAGGACUGUUAAUACAUGUAAAUUGAAAACUUAGGUUGAGCCCCGAAUUUUAAGUUUUACUGGUGAAGCUGGGAAUCCUUUCCCCACCAGAGGCUAGUUUCUGGAGAGAGAAAUGGGGCAGACGUUUUUAAAAGAUGAAAACUGCAAUUUCAUCUAUGCUCCAUGUUAUGAAAGGGAUAUCCUAACGCCUCUGAUUGGCUGUGUAUCUGGGCUCAUUAAUUAGGCAUUUUGUAAACACCAGGCCAGCUGGAAGUGGUUUCUGCUGCAUUUGAGAAGGACCUUAGCAUUAUAGCACCUAGUUACCUUUUGCUCCCUACAUGAAGUGCUUGUUUUGGGAUUAUGGUGCCAAAUUGUUAUUUUAGAAGUUACAUUUGUGUCACUGUCAACAGAUUACAUGGCCAUGUCAGAAUUCAUCAAGGCCUAAUUAAAUUUUACACUAGGCCCAGCACAAGGGUGGAGGGGACAGUGAAUUCCAGGGUACUGUCUGGAUUUGUGGCACUGGGUAAAGACUCAUAGGAUCAGAAUGGUACAUGAAAGGUGGUUCAAAAUUACCUAAUUCCUCCUCAUGUUAAAGAUAAUAGCUUUGAAACUAAGAUAGUCACUAGAUUUGUUAUUAGCAGAGCCUAGCAUAGAACCGAAGUCUCCAGGUCCACUAUACCAUAUGCAAGUCAAAACAAAGUUCUUGGAGAAGUGAUUUUUGAGAAUGCAAUUUAGGGAGAAUAACUUUCUUAUUUUUGAGAGCUUUGAAGACUUUCUAACCUUAUGGGGUUUAUAAUAUUAAUUGGAAAAAUCGUUAUGUAACAUUUUCCAUAUCAAUAAAUAUUUCUCUGAAACAUCAUUUGUAAUGCCAGCAUAGGGUUCCAUAUUUUGGAUAUAUAUUAUGUACCUUGCUUAACUAAUCUGCUAUUAUUUGAUGUUUAAGUUUUCAAUUCUUUUGUGUUAUUUAGUAAAUGGACACAUAAUUUUCAAAAGAGCCAAUAGGAAAGAAAUGUUUGUAUUCACUCAAAAAUGUCCCAGGUUCAUCAAGAUUAUAUCAGAGUCACCAAUGGACAGGUGAUUCCUGAGCUGUAAGAUAAGGUCUCUUAUGACUUCUGUCUUCCAACUUUCCCUGUUCUGGCUUCAUUGUUUCUGUCCUUUCCCAAAAGCAGCAGAAAAUGAACAAAUUCCGGGGACCAGUAACAUUCAAGGAUGUUACUGUGGAAUUCACCAAGGAGGAGUGGCAAUUACUGGAUGCUGCUCAGAGGACCCUGUACAAGGAAGUGAUGCAGGAGAACUAUGGUCACCUACUCGCAGUGGGUUAUCGUGUGAAUAAGCCAAAAGCAGUCUUCAAGUUGAAGCAAGGAAAAGAGCCAUGGAUAUUAGAAGUAGAAUUUCCACGUCGGAACUACCCUGAAGACAUAUGGAAUAUUCAUGACCUAGGAGCAAGAUACCAGGAAAGCCAAGCUGAAAACUCAAGGAAUGGAGAACUCACAAAACAUCAGAAAACUCAUACUGGAGAGGAAACCUAUAAAUGUAAUCAGUGUGGAAAGUCCUUCUGCCAGAAGUCUGCCCUCACAGAACAUCAGCAUACUCAUUCAAAGGACAAACCCAGUGAAUGUGGGAAAUCUGUCUCUAGGAAUGGAGACCUCACAAGACAUCAGAAAACUCCUACCAGAGAGAAAACCUAUGAAUGUAAAGAAUGUAAGAAAACUUUCUACCACCUGUCAUCUCUCAGUAGACAUUUGAGAACUCAUGCAGGGGAGAAACCCUAUGAAUGUAAUCAGUGUGAGAAAUCCUUCUACCAGAAGCCACACCUCAUGGAACAUCAGAAAACACACACAGGAGAGAAACCCUACGAAUGUACUGAAUGUGGGAAGUUCUUCUAUGUUAAGGCAUACCUCAUGGUACAUCAGAAAACACACACAGGGGAGAAACCGUAUGAAUGUAAGGAAUGUGGGAAAUCCUUUUCCCAGAAAUCACACCUCACAGUACAUCAGAGAACACAUACAGGGGAGAAACCCUAUAAAUGUAAGGAAUGUGGGAAAUUCUUCUCUAGAAAUUCACACCUCAAAACUCAUCAGAGAACCCACACAGGAGAGAAACCCUAUGAGUGUAGGGAAUGUGGGAAAUGCUUCUACCAGAAGUCAGCCCUCACAGUACAUCAGCGAACUCACACAGGGGAGAAACCCUUUGAAUGUAAGAAAUGUGGAAAAAACUUUUACUAUAAAUCAGACCUCACUAAACAUGAAAGAAAACACACAGGGGAGAAGCCCUAUGAAUGUCAUGAAUGUGGUAAGUCUUUCUCUGUGAAUUCAGUCCUCAGAUUACAUCAAAGGACUCACACAGGAGAGAAACCCUAUGAAUGUAAGGAAUGUGGGAAGUCUUUCUCUCAGAAGUCACAUUUUAUCAUACAUCAGCGAAAACACACAGGGGAGAAACCCUAUGAAUGUCAGGAGUGUAGGGAAACUUUUAUCCAGAGAUCAAAACUCACUGCACAUCAGAAGACACACACAAAGGGGAAAAGCUUAUAAAUAGUAUGAACUGAGAAAUUCUUCUGUCUGAAUUUAUCCUUCAGAAUAAUCAGAUAAUUCACACAAGACAAAAACCUUAUAAAUAUCAUCAGAAAUUUUAGCCACAAUCUUUCUUCACAGAGAGGAAAUACACAGAGAAAAAUUCUGUAAAUCUAUAAGGGAGAAAUUUUUACCAUAUGUCAGACUUUACUAAAUAUCAGACAACACAGAUGGG